Molecule: messenger RNA, 2006 nt
Organism: Teleopsis dalmanni
Lineage: Eukaryota; Metazoa; Arthropoda; Insecta; Diptera; Diopsidae
Product: UDP-glucosyltransferase 2-like
Exons: 6
Coding region: 46-1548 (500 amino acids)
Molecular function (GO): UDP-glycosyltransferase activity
Source: RefSeq, a predicted model, not a curated record
UUUAAUUACUUUGGCUUGGUUUUAAUCCUUUGUAUUGGCAGCACGAUGACGGCUGACAUUUUAAUGGUUACCAUGGGAGGCACAAAAUCACAUAAAAUUCCUUUUUGGGAACUGGCAAAAGGAUUAAUAGACCGUGGACACAACAUCACCUUCCUCAAUGGUUUUCCAUCUGAUUUUCAUUUAACGGGAUUACAUGAAAUCACUCCAGCUGGUUUGGUUGAAUAUAUACAAAAUUAUACAAACUGGGAUCUAUUAGGGGCACGAAUGUCUGGAGAGAUGCCAAUAACAAUUUGGGAUGGAGUACGAUAUGCAUUUCAGUCCUGCGAUGCAAUGUUGGAGGAUGCAGAAACUAAGGAACUAUUGAACCGGCAUUUUGACUUAGCCAUUUUGGAUGGUGCAUAUCCCGAAUGUGCAUUAGGACUGGUCUAUCAAUAUAAAGUACCCUUUAUGUAUAUGAAUACAGUUGGCUUUUACACGGGCAGUUUAGCAAAGUCUGGCAAUCCGGGUUCAUAUGCAGUGACACCAAAUUUUUAUUCCUCAUUUACGGACAAUAUGAACUUGCUGGAACGCGCCGGUAAUACUUUGAUGCAAGUAUUUCAGGAUUUGAUGCAUAAGUUCGUUAUAGCAAUGGUGUAUAGAGUGAUGCGUGAGCGUUUAGGCACACAAAUACCACAUCCCUACGACAUGUCCAAAAAUGUGAGUUUCAUUUUACAAAAUGGUCAUGCAGUGGUAUCUUAUCCACGUGCGCUUAAUCCAAAUGUUGCGGAGGUAGCCUGCAUACACUGCAAACCAGCCAGACCCUUGCCAAAAGAUUUAGAAGAAUUUAUAGCAUCUGCUGGAGAGUCCGGUUUUAUAUACGUUUCAAUGGGUUCAUCGGUUAAAGUUGCAAAUAUGCCAGAAACUCUACGUCGCUUAUUGGUGAAAACUUUUGCACGCUUGCCAUACCAUGUGCUCUGGAAAUACGAAGGCGGUGCUGAUGAGUUGGCAGAUUUAACACCAAAUGUCAAAAUAAGUCGUUGGUUGCCGCAACAGGAUAUACUAGGACAUAGGAAAUUGCGAGCAUUUGUCACACAUGGCGGUCUAUUGAGCAUGUAUGAGACAGUUUUUCAUGGUGUGCCAGUUGUCACAAUGCCUGUCUUCUGUGAUCACGAUGUGAACUCAGCUAAAGCAGAGGUUGAUGGUUAUGCCAUCAAAUUGGAUUUAGCCACUCUAAGCGCGACACAACUGUAUAAAUCAAUAAUGAAAGUGAUACAUGACCCACAAUAUAGGAAUGCAGCCCGAUUCCGCCAAAGACUGCUCUUGGAUCAGCGUACAACGCCCUUGGAAACUGCAGUCUACUGGACUGAAUAUGUUCUGCGUCAUAAAGGCGCCUAUCAUUUGCAGUCACCCGCACGAAAUAUGAGUUGGCUGCAGUAUUAUUUGAUAGAUGUGGCAGCACUUUAUAUAGCAGUACUGUAUAUGGUCAUCUAUUUGCUGAAGCGUUUGUUGCUGCGUCCAGAAGUCAUACGACAUACCGUACCCACACAUGUGAAGGCGAAGAAGCUGUAGAGUGGCAUGGCGUGGGUGUAUGUUGUCUUUAGUUUCUAUUAGUGGUGAUAUUGUUAAAAAAUUAAUAGACCUUAUCGUAGGUUUCUAUGGUCCAAAAUGUUUCAAACAAAAUCUCUCUCUUUAAAAAGCAAAUAUUUUCAACUUUUUCACUUUUGGAAAAAGUUCUGUAAAUAUAAAUUUAUGUGUAGUUUGCGUUUCUGAUUUCUGAUUCUUAGGCUAUUUUAGAAGUUUAGUUAAGGCUCUAAUAAUUUUAAUUUGAAUUUAUAAAACAUUUAAGCAACAACAAUUUCGAAACAAACAAACAAACCAAAGCUAAAAUUUUCGUUGUUCACGUCUUUCGGGCAUCGCGUCUUCUAUUAAAAUUAUUUAUUUACUUUGCAUCGCGGCUGAUUUCUUGAGUGUGUUGUACUUUUUAUAUAUGUAAAUUAAUUAUUUUAUAAUACUUCCUUAUAAACACA